Zea mays is the source of this 1930-nucleotide messenger RNA. RefSeq lists its product as uncharacterized. NCBI's taxonomy places the organism in Eukaryota, Viridiplantae, Streptophyta, Magnoliopsida, Poales, Poaceae. The transcript has 3 exons. The coding region runs from base 953 to 1798 and encodes 281 amino acids. The record is from RefSeq and is a predicted model, not a curated record.
CCCGGGGGAGAGGAUGUCUUCGCCCGAGCUCCGGGAGUCUUCGGCUCGGAUGCUGAGGGUUACCGGGGGUUGCUGGCCUAAAAACAUUCCUAUCCCCUGGGAUGAAGAGGACUGUUUUACAUCUCGUAUGGCUCGUCGGUGGAAAGUUUUUCCUUAUGGGCGAAAUAUCGGUCAUGUUGUGUGGGCAGUGAUGGACAAGGAUCGCCAAGCGGCGGCGCGGAAACGUCAGGCGACUGUGAGGGUUCAUGAAGCCCGGCCGAAAAGGCAGCGGGGAGCAUCGAAGGCUGAGGCCUCCGGCGGAGGCAAGCCGCCAUUGCCGGCGAAGGCGGGUGCCUCCGCGCCUGGCAAGGCGCCGGAGGCGACGGUGGGCGCCGGAGGCCCCAAGCUGUCGAAGGUGGUGCCGUCCGCCAGCGGAGUGGCGGAGGCUGCGAAGGCGGCCCGAUCGCUACCGCCGCCCGGCAAACGCGUUGCCGACUUCGGCACUGAGAUUGAUGUGGAGGAUUAUCUUGGGGGUGAGUCUGUAUGUAUACACUUUUUUUUUUUUUUUUUUUUUUUUUAAAUCUGUUGGUGCGUUGCAGGGUUGGACGAGGGCCCGCUCGCUCUAUUUGUGCCUGGCGCGGCGGUCGCGACGGCUGUGCCAGCGCCGAAGGCGGGGGUAGAGAUCCUUGGCGCUGGAGGCGAGGUGACUGCCCUCGCGUUGGUCAGAGACGAGGCGGACGCGGCGACCCGCCGGCUGAAAGAAGCAACGGAGGCGCUGAGUCAGGUGGCUGACUUCACCAGCCGUACUGCGUCGGGGGCCCUUACGGCGACGUUGUCUGCCGAGGUCGAGAGACUUCGGACGCAACACGCGGACGCUGUCCGUGAGAAGUCGGCCUCCGACAGCAAGUGCCGCAAGCUGGCGGAGAAGGUGGCCGCCCUUGAGAAGGAGAAGGCAGACCUCCGGCGCCAGCUGAUGGAGGAGAGAAGGGAGGCCAACGAAGCCAUCGCCAAGGAGCAGUCUGCGCAGGCGGAGGCCAGGCUGGCGCGGGCGGAGGGCAAUGUCGCCAAGGAGCUCGCCGGGGAGCUGCAGCGGCGGCUUGCUGCCUUCGAGAGCCGCGCGGAGGGGGCCGAGGCCGCGGCGCGAGCGGAGGCCGAACGGACGCGCACGCAGCUCAUGACUUCAUAUCGCGAGCUGGGUGUGCGGACGAGCGACUUCGAGGUGCCGGAGCGAGAGGCCGGACUUCGCUGUCUGGAGUGGGUGCAGGAGGAACUGCAGGAGCUCCCCACUGUCUUGGCGGGGUUGAUGUCGUUCACCUCCCUGGUCACCUGCGAGGCAGCGAUGAACGCGCUCUCUCGCGAAGGCUGCCGGCACUUUGAGGCCCUCGACCAGGUGGAUGAAGAUUUUGGGCGAGAUAUCUUUGAGGUCGAAGACCCCGUGGUGAAGGAGUCCGGCGGGGCCCUCUUUGACCGGAUGUGGGGUUCAUACGGUCGAGAGGUGGUCCGGGCGCGGGCCGAGGCUGCAAGGGCUCAGGCGGAGCGCGGCGAGCGGGUGGACGAUUUUGGGGCGCUGAACAGCGCGCCGCCUGAGCCGGAGACCACCCCUGCGGAGGCCGCCACUGGAGUCGCCCCGGUGACCGCGGAAGAUGCACCAGGCGUCCUUGUACCUGCUGCGGCCGGCGAAGGCCUACUCCCAAGGGUGGCCGAAGGCGCGUCUGAUGCCCCCGCAGCCGCUGUGCCGGGCGUUGAAGAUCCAGCGGAGACAACGGCGGAGGCGGCGGCGGAGGCUCCCGCAGCGGCAGGGCCUUCGCAGGUGGCGUAGGUGGUGUUUAGGGUUGAGGGAUUUUUGGAUGAUGUACUGAAUUUUGGUUGCUGCGCAGGUUCAAGAUUUUGGGCCUGCGCACGCAACCGCUACUACUGGUUUUUUGGCGGCUUCGACCGCGGAAGGUGGAAA